This is a messenger RNA of Condylostylus longicornis, 2048 nucleotides long. RefSeq names its product growth arrest and DNA damage-inducible protein GADD45 alpha (gene Gadd45). The transcript has a single exon. Bases 617 to 1102 code for a protein of 161 amino acids. The record is from RefSeq and is a predicted model, not a curated record. NCBI's taxonomy places the organism in Eukaryota, Metazoa, Arthropoda, Insecta, Diptera, Dolichopodidae. Gene Ontology annotation, cellular component: cytoplasm; nucleus. Gene Ontology annotation, biological process: regulation of cell cycle.
AUACUAAAAAUAUACAAGAUUUUUAAAUUUCCCAUGUAUUUCUAUUGAAAAGCUUAAAGCUCUUUUAAAAAAAAUUCCCUAAAGAGAAAUCGGGUAUAUAAACAAGUGUAACUCGUUAAAUUGGCAAUUGUGAAAUUCAAAGCAAAACGGAAUAGACGGAAUAAAAAAAUAAAAAAUUUAAUAAGAGCGGUUAAAAAAAGAUAACAAGCGGUAUAAAAAAUUUAAUAAUUAUUUUGAAGAUAAUUAAUUUCAAGUGGAUAAUUUCAUAAUAAAAUUAUUUGAUAAAAAAAAUAAUAAAUUGAAAGCGUAUGAUUUGAUUGCAUAAUUCAAUUAAUAAAUAAAAAAAAAAAGACAAUUAUUAUUAAAAAAGUGUGAAAAAAAUUAAGACAUUUGAAAAAGACAUUUUUAUUAAAAAAAAUUUAAGAAGAUUAUAAAAACAAUUUAAAAAAAAAGACUUGAAGUCACAAAUUAAAAAACAAAUUACAAAUUAAAUAAAAAAUAAAAAGAACAUUAAAUAAGUUAAAAGCAAAAAGACAUUUUUAAAUUAUUAUCAAGUGAUUAAAUUAAAAUACUGGGUACAUACAACUCAAAUUUAAAAACAACACAAAAAAGCAAAAUGGUAACUAUGGAUAUACUUAGCGAAGAACGCAAACAACUUAUGAAUAGUAAAAUAAAAGCAUUUGAGGUCGACUAUGAUCCAAUUGGUCGUACCAUUAAAAAUGCUCUACUUAAAUCACAAUCUGAAUCAAGACUUAUUGUUGGAUUAUCAGCUGCUAUUAAAGUUUUAUCAAGUGCACCAGAAGGUUCAUUAAUUUGUAUACUUGCUGAACCAAAAUUAGGUGAUUCUGGUACACAUAUACAUGAAGUUCUAUUGGAGGCAUUCUGUUAUGAAAACGAUAUCUAUGUUAUUAAAGUUGAUAGCGCUGAAAAAUUAAGUCGAAUUCUUGGUAAAUCAACAACAGAAUCAUGCUGUUUAAUACAAAAAAUAUGGACAGAUGAUGGUACUGAACAAUUAACAAAAUCAGAAAAUAUUCUUGUUGAUCAUUGUGAAGCAAAUUGGGAUUCACCAACACAACCCGUUAUUAAGUUACCUGCUGUAUGAAGUAGCCAUUUUGAAAUUAAGCAUAGUGCUUAAAAAGUAACCAAAACAAAAAAAAAAAAAACAGAAAAUUAAAAGGAAACUUUAUUGUGGAACUUUAAAUAAUCUUAUCAAAGUGUAUUAUUAAAAAUAUUAUUAAUGAGGGAUACACUCAAUUAAAUUGAUAUAGUGGAGAGUGUGUCAUGAAUGAUAAUCACAUAUUAUAUGGAUUUAAAAUUAUUUCCUUUAUAUAUAUAUGGAAAUUCCCGAAUCGUAUUAAACUGCGUAUUAAUUAAUAUACAGGAAUAUUAAUAACUUAUAUUUAAGUUAAACUAUCAAACAAAAUAAUAUAACUAAACGGAUAUUAAUACGAAGAAUAUGUAGUUUAAUAUGAAAAAAAAUAAUUAAAAAUAAAUAAAGAAAAAAUUAUGAGAAAAAACGAAUGAAAACUUGUGUAUAUAUAAAAAAAAAAAACAUUUAAUAGAAAUAUGAAAAUAGAAACAAACUUUAAAACAACUUGAAUUCAUAGUGUUUAAUUUAUUGCAAAAAAAUUAUUAAGUCAAUCCGUGACAAAUUAAAAAUGUAUGCAUUAAAUCCAGAAACAAGAAGAAAUAUCAAGUUAAAGUGAAAGUUUGUCAAACAAUAUUUUCUUUAAAUGAAAAUUAAAUGGCUAUAAGGAUUAUACACAGUGAACAACUUAUAAAGUAGGUAGCUGAAGAAAUGCAGGAAUGAUGUUGAAAUAUGAAUUGAGGAUUAUAGAAAUAAAUGAAUUCGAGAGAAUUGAAAAAAAAAAAUAAAUCUAGUUUAUAAAAUAAAAAUUAUGCAUUUGUAAUAAUUAAUUAGUACAUUUUUUGAUCAAAAGAAUUGUUGAAAAUUUUUCAAAAAUUGUAAAUUAUAAAAUGCAAAAUCACAUUAGCAAAAAAAAAAAGUUUGUAAAUAUUGUAAAAAAAAAAUAAAUUGCAAUGUUAAA